AUGGCGAGAGAAGGGGUUGACCGUGCGGUGGUGGCCGGCGGAGCAGCGGCGGUUGAGGUAUUUCGACAACAUGUAGAAGAAAGUCAUCAUGAUUUGGUUAACUUGUUAACCCAACAAAUGACUACAAUCUUAAAUCCUUUGAUGGCAGAUCAUGAGACAAAGUUUGAGCGUCUUACUAGGAAAAGUCCUCAGAUGGUUCAUCGUGGUCAAAACGCUAAUGACGUGUUGGCUCGAUUGCAUGUCAAUCAAAUUGGUGAAUGUUAUGAGGUUACGAGGAUUGUUAAAGAUGUUUUUAACAGGGUUGGAUUCAAUAUGGGUUUUAUGAAUCGACCCUAUUUUGUCUCUGCUUUCUCUGCUAUUGUUCGAAUGGCAGAAAUACCUAGAAGAGUGAAGAAUCCUAAGAUAAUUACAAAAUUCACUGGAGAAGUUGGCGAAUCAACUAUUGAGCAUAUUGCUAGAUAUUUAGUUGAAAUCGAAAAUCUGGCGAAUGAUAAGAAUUUGAAAAUGAAUUUUUUUCCUUCUUCGAUAACAAAGAAUGCAUUUACUUGGUUUUCAAAUCUUAGGCUUAAUUCGAUGACGACUUGGGCACAGUUAGAGAAUGCUUUCCAUGCUCAGUUUUAUAGAAGAGAGUUAAAUGUAGUGGUUACCGAUCUAGUGGCUUUGAAACGUGAUGAUGAAGAGUCAAUGGAUGAUUACAUGAUUCGUUUCAAAAACACUCAAAGUUGA
This is a messenger RNA of Arachis stenosperma, 726 nucleotides long. RefSeq lists its product as uncharacterized. The record is from RefSeq and is a predicted model, not a curated record. NCBI's taxonomy places the organism in Eukaryota, Viridiplantae, Streptophyta, Magnoliopsida, Fabales, Fabaceae. The transcript has 3 exons. The coding region runs from base 1 to 726 and encodes 241 amino acids.